Molecule: messenger RNA, 1941 nt
Organism: Mycena citricolor
Lineage: Eukaryota; Fungi; Basidiomycota; Agaricomycetes; Agaricales; Mycenaceae
Source: the annotation of a GenBank genome assembly
CACUGAGUACGAAUCAGCACAUGUGACGGUGCUGGGCUGAGCUUUGAGUGGCCAGAGAUGCCUACUCAGAAGGGCACGGAUGAAUUACAAGAGGGAAGAACCCUGGUAGCACAGAUGAGAGGGACGAAAAGUUGACAGGCCUGACAUGGACAUCGGAGUCGUAAUUGACACUGGACAGGGUGGGAAUUUACUUUUCAAGAGCACGUGGGAUAAAAUUGACAGGGUUCUUGCAUUGGUGUCGUUGAUUCCUCUUUCCCCACGUACAGCAUCCUAAACUCUCGACACUGCAUCGAACGCUAUCUCUCACUCUCGUCCUCCCUGUGUCCUGAAAGAAGCCCUAAAUGGUGAAAGCUACGCGUAGCAGUCCGGCUGAGCUUCGCGCGGACGAGAAAGCCAAUCACGACGAGGGCGAGUCUAGUCAAACCAAACAAGAGGAUACCUCAGAGGCGCAAUCGGCGGCGCCUCGAAAAUCGGCCGCAGCAAGCGAACCAUGUGAGCAAAGUGGCUCGCCUACAACCAGUCCCACGGACGAUGUUCUCAAAAUCAAACCCGUAAAAUCCAACGGCUCCACUUCUUGCGAGCAAGAUCAGUCAGUCCCCGGACCCCCCGCAGUGCCGAGUCGCCGAACAUCGUCCUCGUCGCAUUCACCCGUCUCAGCCUCCCCCGUUUCCCAUUCCCCUUUGCCUCACGCUCCAGGACCUCCUCAUGGUGUUGCACCUCCUUAUCCAUAUGCUCCGAUGGGUCACGAACAUUAUAUGCAUUAUCCGCCGCAACCAUGGGCGUACAGGGGCCAUGACGCGCCCCAGGGUCCGAUAUACCACGGCGAGCAUCCUCACCCACCUCCGCCGCCGCAUCUCUGGCACCCUGGGACUCAACCUCAUCCCGCUGCUCAGUCUCAUCCCGGAGCCCACCCUCAUCCUCAUUACCAUCCAGGCCCAUAUCCUGCACACCCCCCGCACCCGGACAUGGAGGCACAUUCCAGUGUCCGCCUUCCCUCCAUCCAGGCCUUGCUCACUGAGCCUUACCGUGACGGUCCGCAGGGCCAAGUGCCGAGGAUGCCGGGGUACGGUGAACGGCAGGACUGGCCUCCUUCGCAAGGUGCUCCCCCUCCCCCCGCUGCCCCUACGCCCCAGAUCGCCGCGUCAGUGCCAGACCGAUACCCCCCGGUUGUCGCUUCGCUGCCCAACGAAGAUUCACGCCCAAGAACGCCACAAGGCAUGUCUAGUCGCAAGCGCGGGCGGCUACCCAAGGAAACGACCGACUUUCUCAAGGCGUGGCUUCACAGUCACUCAGCGCAUCCGUACCCGAGUGAGAUUGAGAAAAAGCAGAUGUGCCAUGCCACGGGCUUGAGUAUGAGCCAAGUCUCGAACUGGAUGAUCAAUGGUCGCCGACGUAUUCUUGGACCGUCUUAUACGGCCAGUUCACGCUCUUCGUCACAUUCGACUCCGCCUACGGGCUCCCUCUCCUCUCAGUCUGUCGUAUUGUCUCCUCCAGCUGUCAUGCUUUCUGCAGCUCCAUCAGCUCAGAUGCUGAGCAAUCCGGCACCGCCUGCGAUGAUGCUUCGAACACCCUCAGCUGGCGGGCCGCAGCACCCAUGAUUCUUUGCUUCGCGAACUUGUACAACGGCUUUGACGGCAUGAUAAUUGAAUGGCUCCCCGUGUGUAUCUAUCUACCCGCUCUUUCACUUUGGCUUUGACUAUCGAUACUUUUGCCUCUCUCUCUAAAAUACACGCUCACCAGGAGUUUUGGCACUGGGAGUGAUUCUCAAGCUAGUUAGUUUACCUCCGCCUAGUGUCUGUCGAAGAUUGAAAUCGAAUACAAGUGGAUGCAGACAGAUGCAGACUCCACACCCCAGUCUCCACGAUCGGCGAUCGUUUCUGUCAUCGACUAACGGAGACAAAUCACCGAACGCACCUGCCUAAGUUGACAUGCAAGCAGGUC